Molecule: messenger RNA, 462 nt
Organism: Eucalyptus grandis
Lineage: Eukaryota; Viridiplantae; Streptophyta; Magnoliopsida; Myrtales; Myrtaceae
Product: protein GRIM REAPER
Exons: 1
Coding region: 1-462 (153 amino acids)
Source: RefSeq, a predicted model, not a curated record
AUGGCUUCAGUUCUCAUCAACCUCACCACCAUUCUCUCUCUAACUCUCCCUCUAAUCCUCAUCUUUGCCCGACCUCAUGUCGCACUCUCGACCGACCCUACUGAGGAUGACGACAGCUUCUAUGUGCUAGACGAGCCGCUGCCGAACCUCCGCUCCAGAAGCCGAUUCUUGGCAAGCAUCAUCAAGAAAGGCACGCACUGCGAUCCCGUCAAUGACAAUGUCUGCAACGGGAUCUCGGCAAACAACGGGACAAGCCUCCUGUAUUGUUGCAAGACCCAUUGCCGCAACGUUCUUGGGGACAGGAACAACUGCGGCGCCUGCAGCCAGAAGUGCAACCUCGGGGAGCUGUGCUGCAACGGGACGUGCAUUAACAUCGCGUACAGCACGGACAACUGCGGCAAGUGCAACAACAAGUGCUCGCCAGGGCAGACAUGCCAAUAUGGGACUUGCGGCUACGCUUAG